UAUCAUUUAAAAUGAAUCUUCAAUUAAUUUCUUAUCAAUUGUUACUUUACACUUUGAUAUUUUUAUUCAAUGAAUAUGGUGUAACUAAUGCUCAAACAUUAAGAAUAUGCGUAGUCGAAAGUACGUAUAAAAAGGGAAUGAUUAACAAAACAUGUCCGAUAAUGGACAUUCCUCGAUUUGAAUGUUCCGUAGCGAGAGACAGGUUUGAUUGUUUACGAAAAUUAGCGAAUAACGAAGCCGAUGUAGCGUCAUUGCAAGCGGAAGAUUUAUUAGCAGUAUCUAUGAACAAAUUUGAUUUUUUAACUACCUUCGAAUUAAGAUUAUUUACCAAGGAGAAAUAUGAAUUCGAAAUGGUAGCGUUAGUACGAAAAAAUAUUGAUAGCGAAUGGGAUCUCAAAGGGAAAAGAUUUUGUCAUCCUGGAUUUGAAAUUUCUGAUACUUAUACUAAAUCCCUUUCGAUGUAUUUUGAAAAUCGAAUUAUACCUAAAGAAUGCGAUCCAGAGAAAACAUUGUUAGAAAAUAGAUUAACAGCAUUGUCUAAUUAUUUUGAAGCAGCUUGCAUAGCUGGUCCAUGGAUAGAUGAUGCUGCAUUAGAUAAAAAAUUAAAAAAGAAAUACAAAAACCUAUGUUCACUUUGUUACAAUCCUGCCAGUUGUUCCAUAGGUGAUAAAUAUCAUGGAAGAGAUGGAGCUAUAUUAUGUUUAACUGAUAACGUUGGAGACAUUGCAUGGGUUAGAUUAGAUGAUGUUGUACAAUAUUUCAAGAUGACCGAAUCUAACAAAGACGAUUAUUCGUAUCUUUGUCCGGAUGGUAUGACAAGACCAGCAAAAGAUGAUAAUCCAUGUAUUUGGUUACAACAACCUUGGCCCGUUAUCGUUAGUCCAAUUAAAAUAGCGGAAACAGCUGUUGAUAUGAUCAAUUUAACGAUCAAUCGGAGUUACUUAUGGAAAAAUGCUUUUUAUGAUGUAUUAUCGUUUCACUCAACAUUCAUUUUAACAGAGACAUUCUACUCACCUAUUGAUUACUUGGAACGAAGUAUUGGUUUCUUGAGUGCCAACGAUCGUGCAACUUGUAAACCUUCGAGACGCGUUAGUUGGUGCAUUUCUUCAAAUAUUGAAGACAGGAAGUGUCGAUGGUUAAGAGAUGCAUCCUUUGUAUAUGGUAUCGAACCUUCUAUAUCAUGUAUUCAAGAAUCAAAUAGAAUGUCUUGUCUCGAUGCAGUAAGAAAUCAGGAAGCUGACAUCUUUGUUAGCAAACCCGAAGAACUUCUUCAAGUUUUCAAAAAAGAAAUGAAACCUAUUUUGCAAGUAACAACCAAUCCAGAGUACGAUAUUAAAAUUGUUGCAAUCGUUAAAAGGAAUUCUUUAUAUAAAAGUAUAAAGGAUUUAAAAGGAGCUAAUGCUUGUUUUACGGGAUAUCAAAGCAUAGGUUGGAAUACUUUUGUAACCAUUAUGAAAAUGAUAUCAAAAGAGAAUGGGGACUGUUCGGAUAUCAAAGCUGUUGGCAAUUUCUUUAGUCACAGCUGUGUACCUGGAUUAUCUACUAUGAAAACAGAUAUUCCACGUAAUUUGUAUUCCUUGUGUAGAAGAGAUGUAAAUGUUGAAAACGAUAUCGAUACAUUUUCUUGUCUAACAUCAGGUCGGGCUGAUGUGGUUUUCGUAAAUUUAAAUAAUAUCAAAAAAGAAUUUAAUAUAACAAAUUUAGGAAAUGAAAAGUAUAAAAUUUUGUGUAAAGAAGAAACAACACAAAAGGAGACAGAAGAAGCGUGUUUAUUAACAAGGAUUACAUCGACCGCGAUAGUUGCGCAUCAAAAUAUUACCGAUUUGAGACGUGAUGAAAUUUAUUCGAUGUUUCUCCAUAUGAAUCAACUCUUUGGAACAACAACUACACGAUAUACUAGAGCUUUUUCUUUGUAUGGCCCAUACGAUGGUGUAGAAAACGUAAUCUUUCCAGUAAGUACUUGUUUAAUCAUUCUAUGUAGAUUUUUCGCACAUACAAUCAAGUGGACGACUCAAAUUAGUUAUUUGUUCACAAAAUUUAUCACAUUCUUCACAUCCAUAAUAAAUAUAACCAUUUCGACAACAAGCCCAUGGAAAAUGUACGGACUUAAAUGAAACCGAAGGCUCACCUUUCUUGUUCAACGCAAUAACACCUAUUUGAGAUUCACCUGUCUCACUUUGAAACUUUUCUAAUUCCUCGUUUAUGUCUAACAUCAUUGUUGUCUUUGAAUUAAAUCUUCGAACAAUUUUACGAGCUGGUGCAUAGCAAUACAACGUUUUACUAUUUCCAGAAACAGAACAACAACCAUUUUCAUCCGCGUAAAUUCCACAACCAAUGACGGUACCAAUCGCGUUUAAACUUCGUAUCACUUUCAUGGGUUCUUCCAUUGUGGAAAUUCCACUUGACAAACGUUUCUUUCGAUCGUAAGCAACUGCACCCACUGUUCUAGCCUUUAUCGUAAUUAAGUUUCAAUUGUACAUUAAUUUCUCUUAUAAUAUUGGCUACUUGUACAAACCUCGUGAAACGAUACAAUGCUAUCUGAUUCUUUUAAUUCUUCAUUUCCUUCUGUUUCUAAAAAUUGACAUUGUGGAAAGUACAUUUUAAUAGUCGAUAUUUCAUUCUCUUUACAUUUAAUAUCAUCAGAUUCAUUAACUUCCUUUUCUUUGUUAAUGGUAGAGUUAUCAGUACUGUAACUUAAAUCACAAUGUUCUUCUUCAGAAAUCAUUUCAUCAGCGGAAAAUAUUGUAUCGUCACUUGGUGCUAAUUGUCUCAUCAAAUAUUUUUGCGGUAACUUUGAAAGU
Messenger RNA from Polistes dominula (European paper wasp), 2801 nucleotides. It is a transcript of the gene Tsf3, whose product is annotated as Transferrin 3. Gene Ontology annotation, biological process: iron ion transport. Lineage: Eukaryota; Metazoa; Arthropoda; Insecta; Hymenoptera; Vespidae. The record is from RefSeq and is a predicted model, not a curated record. Gene Ontology annotation, cellular component: recycling endosome; plasma membrane; early endosome.